CUCUGUUAUAUUAUUAUUAUUAUAGUAUAAAUUCACUCUUCACCUAAGGUUUCCCUCUCCCCCACUCCUCUCUGCAAAUACUAUCAUAGUCCCAUUCCAUCUCUUUAGAGUUGAGAUUGCGGAAUCAAAUACGAUCAAAUCAGUCAAUCGAUCGAUCGGAUGGCGGCUAUAGAUCGGUAUCGUUUCUCGAUGCUGACGAGGCAAUUCCCUAACAUGAGUGAUAUCCGCCGUCUCAAAUCACAAUCGGCUGAUGUUGUUUCAUUCCCUCUAAAUCAACCAAUCCGUUUUCAGCCCUUCAAGAUUUCCAUUUCCAACCUAAACAUUUCGUGCGCUGGAGGAGGCGAUGGAAACAAUGGGGUUGGUCGUACUGGAGGAGGUGGCGGAGGUGGUAGAGGAGAUGACGAUUCCAAUUACACCGAUAAUUCAUGGCAGGAUUUUGGCGUUCUGGGUCUUUUCCUAAGCGGAUGGAGAGACAGGGUUGCAGCAGAUCCCCAGUUCCCAUUCAAGGUUUUAAUGGAAGAGUUGGUGGGAGUCAGUGCUUGUGUUCUUGGGGACAUGGCUUCACGUCCUAAUUUUGGUCUUAAUGAGCUUGACUUCGUUUUCUCAACUCUAAUUGUGGGUUCCAUUUUGAAUUUCACUCUUAUGUAUCUCUUAGCACCAACAGCCUCAGCUUCUUCAUCGAGUCUCCCUGCUAUAUUUGCAAAUUGUCCACAAAGUCAUAUGUUUGAACCAGGUGCUUAUAGCUUCAUGAACCGUUUUGGGACUUUUGUCUUCAAAGGGGCUGUGUUUGCAGCUGUUGGAUUUGCUGCAGGCCUUGUUGGAACUGCAAUCUCAAAUGGGUUGAUCAAGAUGAGGAAGAAAAUGGAUCCCAGUUUUGAAACACCCAACAAACCUCCGCCUACCUUGUUGAAUGCCUUCACCUGGGCUAUUCACAUGGGUGUUAGCAGCAAUUUGAGGUACCAAACCUUGAAUGGGGUUGAGUUUCUGUUGGCCAAGGGAGCUCCACCCUUGGUAUUUAAGUCAUCAGUGGUGGUUCUGAGAUGUUUAAAUAACAUACUUGGAGGAAUGUCAUUUGUAAUAUUGGCAAGGAUGACAGGGUCACAGAGUGUUGAAGAGAAGCCUGCAAAGGCCGAGGUUGGAUCUGUUGCCGAGAGGGAGAAAUUGGUGGAUGGUGGUGACAAGUUGGAGACCAAUCAGUCGACUUUUAAGUGAUUUUCGCUUUUUUUU
This is a messenger RNA of Durio zibethinus, 1227 nucleotides long. NCBI's taxonomy places the organism in Eukaryota, Viridiplantae, Streptophyta, Magnoliopsida, Malvales, Malvaceae. The record is from RefSeq and is a predicted model, not a curated record.